GUCAAAAUUACAACUGCACGGAGACGCCGGAAAUGAAAAACUGUAGCUGGAAAAUUGUGAAUUUUUUCUUUUAAAAUGCUUUGUUAAUAAGACAAACACUACAAAAUGCACAUGGUGAAUGCGGUGACUAGACAAGAUAAAACUGCUGGAAAGUGCUGCCGUGUUACCGGGGAGUGACAUCCUUGACAUUAAUGAGACGGGGUUCUGUUAGCGGCCUCGCGAAUAACUAACACGGUAGAUAUCACAGGGUUAACUGCGGGUUGAAUUAUGAUUGUAGUGGUAGUCGUGGCAACAGUCUUCGUUUUAGUCAUCUUGCUGUGUGGAUUCCGCUCUUUCAGAAACAGGACGAAAAGGGCAAAGUCUUACACAUCGGCAGGGAUAGAAGCAGACGUGGACGAACCACCGACAGUGAGCAGACGACACAAACGAAAACGCGAGAGACGAUACCGGCCCACGCCCAGCAUGGAAGCGUGCGGCCCGGUCGAUAGUAGUUUCGAUACAUGUGACAUGCGUUGCGAUCGAAAUGGUCGAGGCGGUGCUAGUGACAGCGAUUCGAGCGGCGACUUCUCGCCACCUCACAAAACCAAACGAAAGAAACGGAAACGUCGGACCGGAGCGGAACAUCACGAUGACGUCAUUGCGAAACGGGAAAUGGCGAAAACUGACGAAGAAGUAUUCUUGGCUGACGGAGAAGAAUCAGUAUAAGUGUGUGUGUGUAUUUGUGUGUGUGUGUGUGUGUGUGUAGUGUGUGUGCGUGCGUGCGUGUUUGUGUGUGUAUAAAACGUUAAAUAAAUAUAAAUAUAUUGCA
Molecule: messenger RNA, 808 nt
Organism: Gigantopelta aegis
Lineage: Eukaryota; Metazoa; Mollusca; Gastropoda; Neomphalida; Peltospiridae
Exons: 4
Coding region: 268-705 (145 amino acids)
Source: RefSeq, a predicted model, not a curated record